Molecule: messenger RNA, 1921 nt
Organism: Trichoderma harzianum CBS 226.95
Lineage: Eukaryota; Fungi; Ascomycota; Sordariomycetes; Hypocreales; Hypocreaceae
Exons: 3
Coding region: 246-1754 (502 amino acids)
Cellular component (GO): mitochondrion
Molecular function (GO): manganese ion binding; metalloaminopeptidase activity
Source: RefSeq, a predicted model, not a curated record
CACAGGGUUAUCACGACCAACACCAAGCAAUCCAUCGUCAUUUCUGUCUAUUAUCUACCUCUCCCUCUCCCUCAGUAUAUACGCAUUUUCACUUAUUUUCAUUUCAACUCACAGAGGACCAAUUCAUCCUCUUACUCCGCAUAAUAACCAUCGAAUAUUACAAAAAACCAAGUGGAUCACCAGUCAUUGAGAAAAAAAAAAAGUUGCUUAAGUCAAGAAAUUCCAUAACGCCCUGAGUCCUUAAAAUGAGGCUCCCUCGGCCGUCAUUCCGGAGCCUCGGGCUCCCCCCUCGGAAGCUGCCCUUGCACCAACACCAGCAGCAGCAGCGCGGCAUCUCUCAAGCCACCUUCAAAUACCAAAGACCGUCUUACAUCUUCUCCCAUCGACAGAGAUACAGCUCCCUGGUGUCAGCUGCCAGCCUCCAGUUUGGACAGCCUGUCCAUGAGACACAUCCCCACAUCCUCAAGGCUGGCGAGGUCACGCCGGGCAUCAGCGCUCAGGAAUAUGCUGAUCGUCGGGCCGCCCUCGCCGAUGCCAUGCCCGAGGGCGGCGUUGCUGUCCUGCACGCUGCGCCACUCGUGUACAAGUCUGGUGCUGUCUUCCAUCCUUACAGGCAGGAGACAAACUUCUUAUGGCUGACGGGAUGGGACGAGCCUGACGCCAUGGCCAUCAUUGAGAAGACGGGUCCCAAGUGGGGGGAUUAUCUCUUUCGCAUGUUUGUCAAGGCCAAGAACCCCAGGGAGGAGCAGUGGUCAGGCUACCGUAACGGCGUCCAGGCCGCUCAGGACGUGUGGAAUGCAGACGAGGCGUGGUCCAUGGACAGAAUCGACUCUGUGCUGCCCAAGCUACUCGACUCGGCCAAGAUCAUUUACACCGACGUCGAAUCGGCAAAGGCUACAAACAGCUCCCUAUGGCGCUUCAUCACUGGUAAUGCCUCUGGCAGCGGUCCUGCAAAGACGCCGCUGUACCCCGUCAUGAACAAGCUCCGAGUCAUCAAGAGCCCGGCUGAGGUGACCAACAUGCGGAUGGCCGGUCAAAUCUCCGGCCGUGCCAUCACCAAUGCCAUGCGGCGAUCGUGGGUCAAGGAGAAGGACCUGCACGCCUUCCUCGACUACGAAUUCACCAUCAACGGCUGCGACGGGCCUGCCUACAUUCCUGUCAUCGCAGGCGGCCAACGCGCAAACUGCAUCCACUACACGGUCAACAACAACAUCUUCCGCGACGACGAGUUCAUCCUCGUCGACGCCGGCGGCCAGUACGGCACCUACAUCACCGACAUCUCCCGGACGUGGCCCGCCUCCGGCAAGUUCUCCCCCGCCCAGCGCGACCUCUACGAGGCCGUGCUCAAGGUCCAGCGCUCCAGCGUCUCCCUCUGCCGCGAGUCCGCCCGCAUGUCCCUCGAGGACAUCCACGGCGUCACGGUCCGCGGCCUUGUCGACCAGCUCAAGAGCAUCGGCUUCACAAACCUCACCGUGAGCAACAUCGACCAGCUGUUCCCCCACCACGUAGGCCACUACAUCGGCCUGGACGUGCAUGACUGCCCAGGGUACAGCAGGAGAGAGAUUCUGCGGAGGGGCCACUGCGUUACCAUCGAGCCGGGCGUCUACGUUCCCGACGAUGAGCGCUGGCCCGCUCACUUCAGGGGCAUGGGCAUUCGCAUCGAGGACAGCAUCUGUGUGGACGAGGACGCGCCCUACAUACUCACCACCGAGGCCGUCAAGGAAAUCGAUGAUAUCGAAGCGCUACGAGAUUGAUUAGCAGGCAAUCUCUCCUGUAAUACUAGCCACCACCUGUAUAUAUCACGUAAAAAACGAGAAGCGGAUAAAUCAUCCUUCUCAUAGGACACAAUCAUCCUUCUCAUAGGACACAAUCAUCCCUUUCGUAGGACUCAAUCAUCAUUCUCAUAGGACUUCCUAUUCUG